Molecule: messenger RNA, 1927 nt
Organism: Caenorhabditis elegans
Lineage: Eukaryota; Metazoa; Nematoda; Chromadorea; Rhabditida; Rhabditidae
Gene: C23G10.7
Product: putative tRNA (uracil-O(2)-)-methyltransferase
Exons: 10
Coding region: 8-1726 (572 amino acids)
Cellular component (GO): cytoplasm
Molecular function (GO): methyltransferase activity; tRNA(Ser) (uridine(44)-2'-O-ribose)-methyltransferase activity
Source: RefSeq, marked reviewed
GCGUUUUAUGUUUCCUGGUUCAACAUGGACAGUUAUUGUAGAACAAAUCGCCGAAUACGAAGAGGUUAUUGAUCCAAAAGCGUUUUUUGAUAAGAUUAUCAGUCUUUGGAAGGAAUAUCCAAACGCUAUCAGUAACAGAAUUACAACUUCAGUUUCAGUGGAUACAGAUUCAGAUUUAUGGAAUGAAGUUUUAAGAACAUUUGAAACACAUUACAAAUUUUGCCCGAGAGAUUGCAGCGAAAUAGCUAUUACGAAAAUCAUACACAAGGAUCUCGCUAAUAAUAAAUUCUCAGAUAAUGCGUUUGAAGUUUCUUACUAUGAAGAAGAACUCCUUGUACGAUUCUACCCAAUUACUCUCGAUGGAAUGCAACACCCACAUUUCGAGAGCCCGUAUUCAAUUGCCAUUAAAAUCCCAACAGAUACAUCCAUUCAACUUCAGUUUUUGAAGCAAGCUAAUUCCUCUCAAGAACAUUUUGAAUUUAUGAAGAAACAAGCAUUCAAACAAUUGUACACUUGGUUGAAAGGAAUUGAUCUUUCAAAAUCAUCUCGAAAGACAAAUUCUCUACUCGACAAAGAGUCCUACAUCAAGACAUAUCGUCAUAUUCGAGAGGAUUAUGGCAGAGGAAUGAUCAAAGGAUGGACAGAAAACUCUAAUCCACAAAAAUCAAUUUUCGAGGAUUGUGGGAUUGCUUCAUAUAUAAAUGAGCUUGUCAAUUCUGAUCUCCUACCAAAGCCGAAUAAAUUCGUGGAUAUUGGAUGCGGAAAUGGUCUUCUUGUUCAUCUUUUGAACAAAAUCGGAAUGUCUGGAUACGGAAUUGACGUUCGUCAUCGAAACAUUUGGAAGACCACUCUGAAAGAUGUGGACCUACGCGAAAUGCCUGUCGAUCCUCAAAUUGUCGUUCAAAAUGAACCGCACUUCGAUUUAGAUGUGGAUUUGCUCAUUGGAAAUCACAGUGACGAGUUAACUCCAUGGAUUCCAGUUAUGGCUGCUAAACUCAACUGCAAUUUCUUCUUGAUUCCAUGUUGCCCAUUCAACUUUUUCGGAAAGUAUGCCAACAACGGAAGCCACUUAGGACCAAAAAGAAUAGUUUCACAGUAUGAGUCAUUCUUCGAGUGGACCGUUUCAGUUGCUGAACGACUUGGAUUUGAUGUUAAAAUUGACAGAUUGGCGAUUCCGAGCACGAAAAGACUUUGCAUUAUCGGACGUGUUCCAGAAGGAGGACUAUGCCCAAAUGUGGACGAAACCAUCAAUUCAAUGACUGAAGGACAAAAGUUUAUUGCAAGACCAAAGGAAAUCAAAACAACGAAUUGUAUGAACAUUCCUGUGACUGAUCGUGAAAGAAUCGCCAAGAAAUUAUUUGAUUUUGUUUUGAAUUAUUCUGAUGCAGUCAGAGAUGGAUGGCGUUGUGGAGGUGAAGUUCCUUUGGCCCAGCUUGCUGCGCUUCUCACAGAAGAAGACAAAAAACUAAUGAAAGAUCAGGACGGAGGACUUCAAACUUUUCUUCGAAAUCAACAUCAAAUCUUUCACGUGAGCACUACGGCAAUAGAUAAGAAGGUAUACCAAGCCACUGCUCGUCUUCGUGAUUUCCGUCAGCCAGUUGUUCAAAAACGUCAAUCCUGGAAGCCAAAAAAGGCGGAAACGAUCAGAAAAGCACCAUGCUGGAUGUCACUUCAUCAUCCAGAUGGUUGUCCAGUUGGACAAGAAGCUUGUCGUUAUGAACAUUAACAUUUCCUUUAUUUUAUUAUCGUUGAUUUUUUGUUUGUUGUGUUACCAUGAGUUUAGUUAUUAUUUAUUUGCUUCCAUUUCAAAAGUUUGCCGGUUUUUUUUUCAAAGUUUAUAUUAUCCCCUCCCCUCUCCUAUAUGAUAAUCAUCUUAUGUCAUCUGUCCCAUUUUGUCUGACUGUUUCAUAAAUCGUUGUUGCAGAAA